This is a messenger RNA of Acanthopagrus latus (yellowfin seabream), 2504 nucleotides long. RefSeq lists its product as uncharacterized. Gene Ontology annotation, molecular function: 2,4-dienoyl-CoA reductase (NADPH) activity. Lineage: Eukaryota; Metazoa; Chordata; Actinopteri; Spariformes; Sparidae. The coding region runs from base 398 to 1129 and encodes 243 amino acids. Gene Ontology annotation, biological process: fatty acid beta-oxidation. The record is from RefSeq and is a predicted model, not a curated record. The transcript is spliced from 6 exons. Gene Ontology annotation, cellular component: mitochondrion.
CGCUUAAGAUGACCUAUUUGUCUGUGUUGAGUUCAUAACUAGUCUUCUCAAUUGUUGCCGGCGUAUCAUCCACUAGGUGGCGGCGUACUACUUCGACGGCCCCUUUCGACCGAUUGCCAUGCCAUCACCCACCCAUCACUAUCACACACAGCCAGAGAAAGAGUGAGAGUGUGCGUGCGUGCGUGCGUGCGUGCAUGUGUGUCUAUGUCAUAAGUUGAGGACAGUGGUCUUUUGCUGACUGACGGGCGUGUCUUUAGUGACACUGGGAGAGGGGCGUUACUGUGGCCCCUGAGUUCAGUUUAAAACAUGCGGGCUGGCUGGGUCUGCACCAUCGCUUUCAUCGUGCUCAAGAGUGUCACCUUCCACCCGUCAGCAGCCCUGUGCAGCGGCAGCAAGCAUGUCAAACUCGGACAGGGUUGUGUUAGUUUUAGGAGGAGCGGGGACAGUGGGCUCCGGCGUAGUUAAAGCACUGCUGGACAAAGGUUUCAGAGUCGCAGUCAUCUCCAGGGAUAGCAGUCGGCUGGACAGACUCCGAUCAUUCGUGUCUGCCUCCACAAAGGAUAACCUCACCACCGUAGAGGGGAAUGUGGGCUCAGAAGAGGGAGCAGAGCAGGCAAAGCAGGCUCUGCUGAAGGUGGUGGGGAAGGUGACAGACAUCGUCUCAUCCCUGGGCUUCAGCUGGUGGCAGGGCGGACCCCCACACACUCAGACUCUCAAAGACCUACACUGGGUAAUCGAGACAUUACUAUUCAGCACAUUUGUGUCAUGGAAGACCUUCUUCCCCCUCGUGAGGGACGACUCCAGCUGUACCUACACCUUCAUAACAGGAGGAGCAGGUGAGAAGUUGCUGAUGCCUGGUACAGGCUUCCUGACAGUUGGAGCUGCCAGCACCCUGGCCUUCUGCCAGGUGCUACGAGAGGAGUACCCUGAAGUGCCCUGUAAACUCAACCAGUUGAAGAUCAACACAGGUGUGGCUGCUCCAGAGCGCAUGGCACCGGGUUACCUGAACCACUUGGACCUAGGAGAGGCUGUUGCCACCCUUGUGGAAAGACCAAACACCUCCCACACCGUCUUUACUGUCAACUGCCCUGCAGACUUAAAAACUGUCCUUCUGGAGAGGAACCUUUAGACUUGGAGACCCUUCCUCCAGCCCUGCUUUGUUGUGACAGGGAUACAUCUAUACUUCUGCCCCUGCUCUUGCUGAACACUCCAGAAACACAUUAACAGUGUCUUUGGUUCAUUUGUAUUCUCCUCCCACAACCCCAGUCAUGCACAGCUUUACAUGAAUUGGUUGUUUCAUAUAAUAUUGUAUAUUUUGCUGUCUGUUCUCAGAUUGUUAGCAAGUGUUUCCUCUGCAUGUGUUGUUGUAUGAUGCGUAUAAAACAGAUUUGUAAUUCAGGCCUUUUCAUAGUGGCCUGCUUCAGUACAAAAAUAUUAUCAUUAUCACUAUCAUUACUGCUUUCUUCAUCAUCAGAAGACAUGAUAUCCAUUAUAACAUAGCGAGGUUAGCCAAGUUCCCUUAACGCCAUCUGGGAGGCAUUGCUAGAAAGGACAGGCUCUUUCAAAAACUACCUGGCACCUUUUGUUGUUACCAUCUCUCAACAACUAACUACAAACAGUAAGAUCAGAUCAAGAGAAGGAGAGCGCUACCAUCAGUGGAGCCAUUUUGUAAAUCAAACUCUUACUGGAGUCAGUAGUUUUCCAUCGAUAAAAGCCUUCGGUGAUGUUCUUUGCUUUUUCAAUAAAAUAUUCUCUAGUUCUGAUAUACCUGAUGCAAUAGCCUGUGGCCAGUCUCUGCACAUAGUGGGUGUGAUAUCAAGAUUGUCAUUUUAAGAAAAAUUAUCAAAAUUGUUGAAGACGGCACCCCAACUUCCCCGGUCGUGUGGAUGGAUCCAGUGAGCACUUCGUUUAAAGCACACUGACCCUUAAAGAUAGAAACCAUGGCUUAAAAUUGGCAUGGCACAGUUACGAAAACUUCAGGACCUGAAUGUGGCUGAACACCAUAGCAUGGCCCAUUUUUGUAGAGCUUUGAUUCGAUCAAAAUGAGUAAAGCUUAAAUAUGCAUUGUUUUGCUUUCAAAUUCCAAUAAAUAAUAUAUGUUCUACAUUUUGGAUCCUGUGUGUUGAUCGAAAUACUUAAAUAACAAAAUACUGCAGUGUAAUUGUCUCUAUGGGACUAUUGUGGCACACAAUGAAAACAAUGUCAUAAUAAUACUAAUAAUAAGUAGGUUGAUAUUUGGGUCGGGGUGGAUUUGACACAUUUACAAGCCUCUUAGUGUGACUCUCCAUCCCGUCCACAACCACAGACCCCCUAUAGACCCCUUUAUGUGUGUUCCAUUAUUUGGGGCAGCGCAUCCCUUAGAUAAACAGCAUAGGAGGUAGGGGGGCCCAGUAAACUGCAUUAUCAGAGAAAGCAUUGUUGUCUUGUAUUCUGUCCUGUAAUCUGCAUGUUAAUGAAUCUACAACAUGUGUUAAUCAUGCCAGUAAAGAUGCUUGUUGUAAGGA